This is a messenger RNA of Erigeron canadensis, 2576 nucleotides long. RefSeq lists its product as uncharacterized. The coding region runs from base 258 to 2390 and encodes 710 amino acids. Gene Ontology annotation, molecular function: DNA-binding transcription factor activity; DNA binding; copper ion binding. The record is from RefSeq and is a predicted model, not a curated record. Gene Ontology annotation, biological process: regulation of DNA-templated transcription. The transcript has 4 exons. NCBI's taxonomy places the organism in Eukaryota, Viridiplantae, Streptophyta, Magnoliopsida, Asterales, Asteraceae.
UACACAUCCCUACAUUAUUAUCCUAAAAAUACAAAAUACAAAAACAAAAGAAACAAGUUGAGGUGAGUGUAAGUGGAGGUGGAGGUGAGAGUGGGAAGCACCAUCAACAUCAUCUUCAUCAUUGGGUGUGCUACAUUGGGCUCCAUGGUGAGUUGCUACAUCUAGUUGUUGUGGAAUAUGCUAAAGAUUGUUUCUUUAACCAAACCCAUUCUGGGGUUUGUAAAUCUUGAAGCUUUUUCACUUUUUCAGACAUCAAUAUGCAUAUAGGUUCACGCCAACACGAUUUGGGUUCGGUUAGUGGCCAGAGCUUGGAUGGAAGUUUCAGAAAGACUGAAUCAGUUAUAUCUUCACGUAGUGCAUCGAGCUCAAAACAAACAUUUAAAGCAACUAAAGAAUGUGCAAGAAACCUUAACGACGUUUCUUUAUUCACACAACAUCUUGAAGAAUGGAUCAUAGAGAAUUCACAUGAUGCUGAUCACGGUUUCAAGUCACCAUUUCUACUUGAUGACUUACAAAACCUUGACUUCGCAUUGGAAUCUGUUUUAUUUCAACAGUUACAUCGUAUGCCCUGCUCUGCUCAAUCCACAUACAACUCAAAAGAACUAGAAUUCUUAGCACUCGAAGAUUUCUUGCAUGCAAUUUCUGAUUCAUUAUCGCAUUCACUAUGGGAUAAAAACGGGCCAUCUCCAUAUUCUGUAUGGUGUCCUCGGUAUUCUGGAUCCAAGUUUUACACAGUAGAGAAAGCAAUAUCGAGAAGAAGACUUAAUUCUCUCUGUGGUGCUGCUUUAGUAUUGAGAAACGAAACCGACCCACAUGUGCGGUGGGAUCAGGUGGUCCAGUUUGCAGUUUUCAGACCCCAAAUCAGCAACGAAAACAAUCUAACUUUGUCAUCUUCUUCCAUAUGUGAGGCUCUAUUUUUUGCUGUACGUAUAUUGCUUUCAAGAACAUUAAGCAAGUAUGCGACUGCCAGCAAUGAUUGUGUUUAUGUUUUAGUUCUUGAUUCCAACUUUGGCGGUGUGGUUAAACUUGAGGGUGAUUUGAGUAAGCUUGAAUUGAUGUCGGGUAAUCCAUAUCUGUCAAUGGUGAAUUGGAUUAAACAUUAUGCGGAAGUUAAUGUCUCUCAAGUUGAUCGUAUAUGGAACAAGUUAGGGAAUGCAAACUGGAGAGACCUAGGAUGUUUACAAAUAAUUUUAGCGACAUUUUACUCGAUCGGUCAGUGGACUGGAGAAUCAAAAAGGUCGAUAAUGUCAUUAGCAACGGAUCACAGUCGACGUCUUCACGAGCGGAGGAUCGAGAGACGGCUGGUUGGUGAAGGUGAAACAUCGAUAAUACCCUUUGACCAUGGUGCAGAAUUUGUUAAAGUUGAGAACAAGCAUGACCAAGACCAUCGAGAUCACCGGUUGAAGCUCGAAAAAGGAGAAAUCUUGGAAUUAGAAGAUCUUCAAGAUCGUUUUCAGGUACACGAACUGUUGCAAGGAUGGAACGGGUGUUGCUAUGAAGCUUUUUCUUUAGAAUUUCCAACGGAACCGUUGAUGUUAUAUGUGGGUGCACACCCGAGCAGGUUAGAACCUUCAUGGGAGGAUAUGAGUCUCUGGUAUCAAGUCCAAAGGCAAACGAAAAUCUUGAACAUUUUUCGGGAUCAAGGAAUCUCUAGCAAAAACCUUCCUCAAAUCGUUGCUAAUGGAAGGCUCUUACAUUUGGGUACUUGUACACGACAGAGCCCAAAAGGGCGGUGUGAUCAUUCACUAUGCGGUACGCCAAUACUAGUCGUUCAUCCAGUUGGUGAGCCAGUAUCCACGAAAUCAAUCCCAUUCACUUCUGACGAUGCAAUCCGUUGCUGCCGGGACUGCCUCUUGGCUCUGAGAAGUGCCAAGUCAGCAAACGUCCAGCAUGGCGACAUUUGUCCUGAAAACAUCAUAACAACAAACGGUUUCUAUAUUUUAGUUUCGUGGGGUCGUGCAGUUUUGGAUGAUAAAGACACAUGUCCUGCAGUGAAUUUACAGUUUUCAUCUUCUCAUGCUCUACAACACGGUAAACUUUGUCCUUCUUCAGAUGCCGAGAGUCUAGUAUACCUUCUUUACUUCAUUUGUGGAGGGCAAAUGGCAACCCCACAGCAAGUUGAUUCUAUUGAAUCAGCAUUGAAAUGGCGUGAAAGAUGGUGGCGAAAAAGGGUAAUUCAACAGUAUCUUGGUGAAGUUUCGUCUUUGUUAAAGGCAUUUGCUGAUUACAUUGAUGGUAUCGUAGGAACGCCUUAUACAGUUGAUUAUGAUGUUUGGGUUGAACGGUUUAAUAAAAUGGUGGAUGGCAGUCGUAACAGGGGUAAGGUGAUCGAACAAGCGUUGAGAAUCGAAGAUGUUGGCGAGUCUUCGGGAAUCAGUGAAAGCAAUUGAUGAAAUGGAUUGUUUAGUUUGUAGGAUUUGUGUAAAACCACUAUUUUUUGACUGGUGUUUAUGAGCUCUUUUCUUUUUUUGAAGUAUCUUACUGUUUUUCACCAUUGUUGUUGUUCCCAAUUGCAAUAGAAAAGGUCUUGCAAGUGUCUUCAAAGAUGAAUAUAAUUGUCUGUUUUGUGUUUUCAA